This is a messenger RNA of Glycine soja, 2335 nucleotides long. Its product is annotated as GTPase LSG1-2-like. Gene Ontology annotation, cellular component: cytosol. The record is from RefSeq and is a predicted model, not a curated record. Bases 153 to 1949 code for a protein of 598 amino acids. The transcript has 6 exons. Gene Ontology annotation, molecular function: GTPase activity; GTP binding. NCBI's taxonomy places the organism in Eukaryota, Viridiplantae, Streptophyta, Magnoliopsida, Fabales, Fabaceae.
AUUGCCCGUAAAUGACCCAAACAGUCCAAAACCCUAAAAAGGAAACCAACUAUGGCAGCAUAGCAGGCAGAAAGCGAUAAACGAAACAAAGUAGAAGAAGCAAAACAAAGGAACACAGAAGCAGGAACGAGGAGGAGCACUGUGUAGAAGAAAUGGGGAAGAAGCAGAACGAGAUCCAGAAAACGGGGCUAGGUCGAGCCCUGGUGAAGCAGCACAACCAGAUGAUCCAACAGAGCAAGGACAAGUCUCGCUUCUACAGGAAGAAGUUCCUUGAAUCCUUCACCGAAGUCUCCGACAUCGACGCCGUCGUCGAGCAAUCCCUAGAACCCCUCCCCGAACUUGCCGCUGCCGCUUCAACCACUCUCAUCAGCCUUGAACCAGGUUCCGUGCCCGAUGAAACGACGACGCCGGAAGAAGCGAGGAAGCAGCAGAAGCAAGAGGAGGCGCUCCACGCCAGCAGCCUCCGCGUUCCUCGCCGCCCGCCGUGGACUCCCGACAUGUCCGCCGACGAGCUGAACGCCAGCGAAACCCAAGCUUUCUUGACCUGGCGCCGCAGCUUGGCGAGGCUUGAGGAGAAUAAGAAGCUUGUUCUUACUCCGUUUGAGAAGAAUCUUGACAUCUGGAGACAGCUCUGGCGGGUUGUUGAGCGCAGUGAUCUGCUUGUUAUGGUCGUUGAUUCGCGAGAUCCGCUGUUCUAUCGUUGUCCAGAUCUUGAGGCUUAUGCACGGGAGGUUGAUGAGCAUAAACGUACAUUGCUUUUGGUUAAUAAGGCAGAUCUUUUACCUGCUUCUAUCAGAGAGAAAUGGGCCGAAUAUUUUCGUGCUCAUGAUAUUCUCUUCAUCUUCUGGUCGGCUAAAGCUGCUACUGCUGCCUUGGAAGGCAAAAAACUUGGUUCAUCAUGGGAGGAUGAUAACAUGGGGAGAACUAAUAGCCCAGACACAAAGAUAUAUGGAAGGGAUGAACUUUUGGCCCGCUUGCAAUCUGAGGCAGAAGAGAUAGUUGACAGAAGGAGAAAUUCUGGCUCCUCUGAGGCAGGACCAUCUAACAUUAAAUCCCCUGCUGAAAAUACUGCUGGUAGUUCAUCAUCGAGCAAUGUUGUUGUGGGAUUUGUUGGAUAUCCUAACGUGGGGAAAAGUUCAACUAUUAAUGCUCUGGUUGGUCAAAAACGCACUGGUGUCACCUCUACCCCAGGGAAAACAAAGCACUUUCAGACAUUAAUUAUCUCUGAUGAGCUGACCCUUUGUGAUUGUCCUGGAUUAGUUUUUCCAUCCUUCUCAAGCUCAAGAUAUGAGAUGAUUGCUUGUGGGGUGUUACCUAUUGAUAGGAUGACUGAACAAAGGGAAUCUGUCCAAGUUGUUGCUGAUAGAGUCCCGAGACAUGUCAUUGAGGAGAUUUAUAAGAUAAGGCUUCCUAAACCUAAGUCAUAUGAGUCCCAAUCGCGCCCCCCUCUAGCAUCUGAACUUUUGAGAGCAUACUGUACUUCUCGUGGGUAUGUUGCCUCUAGUGGACUCCCUGAUGAAACCAGGGCUGCCCGUCAGAUGUUGAAAGAUUACAUUGAUGGGAAGCUGCCUCACUAUCAAAUGCCUCCCGGAGCGUCAGAUGAGGAACAAGCUUUGGAAGAACCUGCUGGACAUGACUCGGUUGACUUGGAUGCAUCGGAUUCAUCUGCUAUUGAAGAUGCUUCAGAUGUUGAGAGCGAACUUGCACCAAAUCUUGAACAUGUAUUGGUUGACCUCAAUUCAUUUGACAUGGCUAAUGGACUUGCUCCAAAAAAUACUACUACUGUUAAGAAGCCUAAGGCAUCUCAUAAGCACCACCAUAAAAAGCCACAGAGGAAAAAAGAUCGUUCUUGGAGAGCAGGAAAAGCAGGAAACGAGGAUGCUGAUGGGAUGCCAGUUGCAAGAUUCUUUCAGAAACCAGCAAAUACAGGUCCUCUGAAGGUUGGGUAAGGCCAUACUUUCUGGUUUUUGCACAACAGCUUGUGUUAAAAACCCAUAUGUAUGUUGUUAAUACGAGGCUAACGAUAAAUAAUGUUUGUUUGUGAGGCAUUGCGGAAAUAGAUGAGGUGAGAGGAAGCUCGUCCUGUGACAGCGAAAAAAAAUGUUUGGGAAAAUCUUGUGUUCACAACGAUGAUUUUUUGUUCUUAUCAAUGGAUUGAAAAUGUUGUCAUGGGACUGGAAAAUUAGGAACUAGGAUUUUCGGUCAAGAGUUAAGAGCAUUUGUUGGUUUCUUUAUGUUGUGUGUGAGACAAGGCUAGUCUGAAUUAAGCCCCAUAAAUAAAAAAGAAGCAAAACGAUUGGCAGAAUUCCUUGAGGGGUUGAAGUAUCGUUGUCAA